This is a messenger RNA of Anarrhichthys ocellatus (wolf-eel), 2043 nucleotides long. RefSeq names its product N-lysine methyltransferase SMYD2. Lineage: Eukaryota; Metazoa; Chordata; Actinopteri; Perciformes; Anarhichadidae. The transcript is spliced from 12 exons. The record is from RefSeq and is a predicted model, not a curated record. Bases 133 to 1428 code for a protein of 431 amino acids. Gene Ontology annotation, cellular component: nucleus. Gene Ontology annotation, molecular function: protein binding.
CUGAUGCAUGUGCGCGCUCCUGCAGACAGGGGCACACUUCGCAUCAGAGGGUAUCCACCUUAACGUGACAACUCCCGGGUCCUUGUGAGUGAAGAGUCACUGCGGAGGAAGACGAGCGAAGAAGGCGCUGUGAUGGGCAGCAUCGCGGGACUCGAGAGGUUUGACAGUCCGGGUAAAGGACGAGGUCUCCGCGUGACCAGACCCUUUAGAGUGGGAGAGCUGCUGUUCUCCAGCCCGGCGUAUUCUUGUGUGCUGUCAGUAAAGGAGAGAGGCCUGUACUGUGAGUUCUGCUUCACACGGAAAGAGAAGUUGGCGAGAUGUGGGAAGUGCAGGAAAGCCUCCUACUGCAGUGUGAAAUGCCAGAGAGGGGACUGGGCCAUGCACAAGCUGGAGUGCUCUGCCAUGAAUGCAUUCAAAGAGAAGUGGUGCCCAUCAGAGAUAUCUCGCCUGGUGGCCCGGAUCCUCGCCAAGAAGAAAAUGCAGAAAGAAAGAUGUGUUUCUGAGAAGAUCUUGCUGAUUGAGGAAAUACAAUCACACGUGGAAGACGUAGAUAAUGAGAGAAGAGAGAUGAACGAGGCAGAUGUUGCCGGACUGCAUCGUUUUUUCUCCAAACAUUUGGAGCUUCCCGACCAUAAAGACCUUCUCACACUCUUCUCCCAGGUUGCCUGUAAUGGUUUCACUGUAGAGGACGAUGAACUGUCCCACAUGGGUACUGCACUCUACCCAGAUGUGGCACUGAUAAACCACAGCUGUCUUCCCAGCGUCAUAGUCACAUUUAACGGGACGUCGGCGGAGGUUCGGGCGGUGAAGAACAUGAAGCCUGGAGAUGAAGUGCUCAUCAGCUACAUAGACCUCCUCUAUCCAGUUGACGACCGCAACAACAGGCUGAGAGAGUCCUAUUACUUCACCUGUGACUGCCAGGACUGUAAAACCAAGUCCAAGGACAAGGAAAAGUUGAAAGUACGUAAGCGGAGUGACCCCAUAGAGCCAGACGUCAUCAGCAACAUGGUGCGGUACGCCAGGAAAACCACCAGAGAGUUCCGGGCUCUCAAACACAUAAAGACCCCUAGUGAGUUGCUGGAGAUAUGUGAACAGAGCCUGGAGGAGAUGGGAGCCGUCUUUGAUGACGCUAACGUCUACAUGCUCCACGUGAUGUACCAGGCCAUGGGGGUUUGUCUCUACCUGCAAGACCCAUACGGAGCUCUCCGAUACGGCGAGAAGAUCAUCAAACACUACAGCAAGUUGUAUCCCCCCUACUCUUUGAAUGUGUCCUCCAUGUAUCUGAAGUUGGGCCGACUGUACAUGGGCCUAGAGAGGCACUCAGUGGGUGUCAGCGCUCUCAAGAAGGCAAUGGCCAUCAUGGAGGUGGCUCAUGGGAAGGAUCACUUCUACUUGACAGAGUUGCGCAAAGAGAUGGCACAAAAAUGAGGAGAAAGUAAAGAAUUGAUGUAACGUGGCUGGCCCCCGAGGGACUGCAAACACUCCUUUGAUUAGGAGCUUUACAGAACUGAAAGCACUUUCUAUUCUUUUUGGUACUGAAGCAAAGAGAGAGAGCAUUCGUGUUUUUAUGCAAAGUUUAAUGCAUUAAAAUCUAUUUGGGAUUUUCAGAUGUUGGACUCUUUAAUCAGUGUUGUGUAUGCAAGAAGUUAUUCGUUUGUUGAACGCAAGAUAUGUUUGUGCCGAGCAUGCAUUUAAUGUGAAAAUCUGACAUUGUGAACACAAUUGUUGACUGAGGUUGAGCAUAAGAUUAUCCCAAAUUGUUAAUGAUUUCAUGCUUGUUGUGGCUUGUGACUGACCCGUCAGCUGGACCCUGUCAUCCAUCAGAGUGGAGUUGUUGACAUAUGUGUGUAGGGGGGCAACAAAAUCCCUGUCAGCCAAUCAGGACAGCUGCCUCACCACAAGGGUCCUAUUAAAGCUGUGGAAUGUACCCCAAUCACAAUGGAGGGCUGGUACUCACACAAUGUGCUAAUGCAAACACAGUGCUCUGCACUAAUACAUGUCUCCAGCACUGCGAGAGAAACCCUCUCCAACAUACGCACAUCA